Messenger RNA from Brassica rapa (field mustard), 3504 nucleotides. Its product is annotated as calmodulin-binding transcription activator 2. NCBI's taxonomy places the organism in Eukaryota, Viridiplantae, Streptophyta, Magnoliopsida, Brassicales, Brassicaceae. Gene Ontology annotation, biological process: regulation of transcription by RNA polymerase II. The record is from RefSeq and is a predicted model, not a curated record. Gene Ontology annotation, molecular function: transcription coregulator activity; double-stranded DNA binding; protein binding. Gene Ontology annotation, cellular component: nucleus.
UUCCGAUCUCCUCCGACUCGCCCCCAAAAAAGGGAAAGAAAUCAAUUCGCUUUCACACCUGGAAAGUCUCAAAAAGAGGAAGAUACAAAUACUAUAAAAGUUAGCUCAGUUUCAUACAUACCCAGAUCGAUUUUCUAGGGUUCGUUUGAUUCUCUGUGAUUGCGACAAGCUAGAGAUCUCUGCUGGUUUUUUUUUUCUAUGGCGGAUCGUGGAUCUUUCGGAUUUGCCCCUCAAUUAGAUAUUCAACAGUUGCUGUCUGAAGCACAACACAGGUGGCUGAGACCUGCUGAGAUUUGCGAGAUUCUUCGAAACUACCAGAAGUUUCAUAUUGCGUCAGAGCCUCCCAACCGACCACCCAGUGGAUCACUCUUUCUGUUUGAUAGGAAGGUGCUCAGAUAUUUUAGGAAAGAUGGGCACAACUGGAGGAAGAAGAAAGAUGGUAAAACGGUGAAAGAGGCUCACGAAAAGCUCAAGGUAGGAAGCAUUGAUGUAUUACAUUGUUACUAUGCACAUGGGGAAGACAAUGAGAAUUUCCAGAGGCGUUGCUACUGGAUGCUUGAACAGGAACUGAUGCAUAUUGUUUUUGUUCACUACUUGGAGGUUAAGGGUAAUCGGAUAAGUUCCAGUGGAAUUAAAGAAAACAAUUCAAAUUCUCUGAGUGGCUCCACUUCUGUGAACAUUGAUUCAACAGCAAACACAUCCAGCACAUUGUCACCACUAUGUGAAGAUGCUGAUUCUGGAAACCGAGAUGGUUGGAUUCAUGGGAAUAGAGUCAAAGAAAGUGACUCACAAAGAUUAGUGGGUGUCCCAGCAUUAGAUGCUUCCUUUGAGAAUCCGUUGGCAAGAUACCAGAACCCACCUUAUAAUCCUCUGUUGACUCAGACAAAUCCUACUAAUACUGGAUUAAUGUCCGUGGAAGGGCAUCUCAGAAACCCUCUUCAAAACCAAGUAAAUUGGCAGAUUCCAGUUCAGGACAGCUUGCCACUACAAAAAUGGCCCAUGGACUCCCAUGGUACUGACCUGGCCUUACAUGAAAACUUUGGGACGUUUUCGAGUCUUAUCGGCAGUCAGAACCAGCAGCAGCCUAUUGGGGGUGGUAGUUUUCAAGCUCCGUUUACAAGUGUUGAAGCAGCAUACAUACCUAAAUUUGGCCCUGAGGAUCUGCUUUACGAAGCAAGUGCUAACCAAACGCUACCUCUAAGGAAAUCACUGUUGAAGAAAGAGGAUAGUCUGAAGAAAGUUGACAGUUUCUCUCGGUGGGUUAGUAACGAACUCGCCGAGAUGGAGGACUUGCAGAUGCAGUCUUCUUCCGGAGGUAUUGGGUGGACCUCUGUUGAAACUGCAGCAGCUGCGUCUUCCUUAAGCCCUUCCUUGUCUAAGGAUCAGCGCUUCACUAUGAUAGACUUUUGGCCCAAAUGGACUCAGACAGACACAGAAGUUGAGGUCAUGGUUAUUGGGACGUUUCUGUUGAGUCCUCAGGAAGUAACUAGCUACAGCUGGGCAUGCAUGUUUGGAGAAGUGGAGGUUCCUGCUGAGAUUCUAGUGGACGGUGUUCUUUGCUGUCAUGCUCCUCCUCAUGAAGUUGGUCAAGUCCCGUUCUACAUCACAUGUUCCGACAGAUUCUCUUGCAGCGAAGUACGAGAGUUUGAUUUCCUUCCUGGCUCUGCGAGAAAGCUAAACACUGUAGACAUAUACGGUGCCUAUACAAAUGAAGCAUCGCUUCAUCUUCGGUUUGAAAAUCUCCUGGCUCGCAUGUCUAGUGCUCAGGAACACAAUGUAUUUGAAGAUGUUGGGGAGAAACGAAGAAAGAUCAGUAGAAUCAUGUUGCUUAAAGAUGAAAAGGAGUCCUUCCUCACGUCGACAGUUGAGAAAGAUUUAACAGAGGUGGAAGCGAAAGAGCGACUUAUUAGGGAAGAGUUUGAAGAUAAAUUAUAUCUAUGGCUCAUCCACAAGGUGACUGAAGAGGGGAAGGGUCCAAAUAUACUAGAUGAAGAAGGACAAGGUGUUCUGCAUCUUGCUGCAGCGUUAGGGUAUGAUUGGGCUAUAAAGCCAAUUUUAGCAGCAGGUGUUAGCAUCAACUUCAGAGAUGCAAAUGGGUGGUCUGCUCUUCAUUGGGCUGCAUACAGUGGCAGGGAGGAUACUGUCGCUCUACUUGUCUCUCUAGGUGCUGACUCUGGAGCAUUGACAGACCCAUCUCCGGAGCUUCCUCUGGGCAAAACAGCAUCUGACUUGGCUUACGGAAACGGACACAGGGGAAUCUCAGGGUUCCUUGCAGAGUCUUCACUCACCAGCUACCUCGAGAAGCUAACUGUGGACGGCAAGGAAGACGCCUCCACUGACUCCUCUAGAGCAAAAGCUGUUCAAACAGUAGCCGAGCGAACAGCUACUCCCAUGAGUUAUGGCGAUGUGCCUGAAACACUGUCGAUGAAGGAUUCUCUCACUGCUGUCUUGAAUGCGACGCAAGCGGCUGAUCGUCUUCAUCAAGUGUUUAGGAUGCAGUCGUUCCAGCGGAAACAGCUGUCUGAGAUUGGGGACAAGAACGAGUUUGGUUUGUCCGAUGAGUUGGCUGUUUCUUUUGCAGCUGGGAAGACUAAGAAGGCUGGAGGACACAGUAGCGGCGCUGCUGUUCAUGCCGCUGCUGUUCAGAUUCAGAAAAAGUACCGUGGUUGGAAGAAGAGAAAGGAGUUCCUUCUGAUCCGACAAAGAAUCGUCAAGAUUCAGGCUCAUGUGAGAGGACAUCAAGUGAGGAAACAAUACAGAGCCAUUAUAUGGUCUGUAGGAUUACUCGAGAAGAUCAUCUUGCGGUGGAGACGCAAAGGUAGCGGCCUACGCGGUUUCAAACGCGAUGCAGUCACCAAGGCACCUGAGCCUGUAUGUGCUGCUCCGGCACAAGAAGAUGACUAUGACUUUCUCAAGGAAGGAAGGAAACAAACCGAGGAAAGACUUCAAAAGGCUCUCACCAGAGUCAAGUCUAUGGCUCAGUAUCCAGAAGCACGUGCUCAGUACCGUAGGCUAUUGACUGUUGUUGAAGGCAUCCGCGAGAACGAGGCUUCUUCUAGCUCAGCUAUGAACAACAACAACAACAACAACAACAAUAGCAAUACAGAGGAAGCUGCGAAUUACAACGAGGAAGAUGAUUUAAUCGACAUUGAUUCUCUUUUGGAUGAUGAUACUUUCAUGUCUCUUGCAUUUGAAUGAUGAUGGAUCCACUCACUGUAUGAUGAUGAUCACAAUGCUUUUUUUUCUAACUUCAUUUAGGUUUUGCAAUGUAAAUACAGCUGGAAGAUCUCUACAUAGCUGGAAGAAUGAUGGAUUUGAUUUAUUAGUUUGGGUAUAGAGACGUGUCCUUUUCAAGUUGUAUGUACCCUUAUGAGAAGUAUAUGGCUUGUGCAUAGUUUCAGUGCGCAAUGCCUUUUGUACACAAACUGGUUUGUUUUUUUUUACAAUUUUACAUGGUGAUUGGUCUUUUUUUUUCCUUACUAUUUACAUAUGUGGUUUCUUCUU